AUGGAUUUAUCCUUAUUCUGCCAGAAUAAUUCUCUCUAUACUCAGGAGAAAUUGUCAAAAUACAAAAUCGGGGGAUAUCACCCGGUCACCCUCGGAGAUGCCUUUAAGAAUGGUCGCUAUGAAAUCUAUCACAAAUUAGGAUAUGGGGGGUUUUCGACUGUGUGGCUUGCAAAGGACAAGGACCAAAACCAAUGGGUCUCGUUGAAGAUCAUGACGGCAGAUUCAUCACAAUCGCGCGAGCUGCAAAACCUAAGGCUUCUCCAAAAGCAUUCUGGUGGAAACCUCUCUUCAAAAUAUGUUGUUCAACUACUUGAUAACUUUACUCACAAUGGCCCUAACGGAGUCCACCAAUGUCUUGUAUUUGAAUUACUUGGCCCUACAGUUGAUAUGGUCCUCGGAGAUUAUUUCGAGGACAAUGAUAAGCUGGAGCCAGAAUACAUACUUCGAAUGUCUACGCAGCUCCUAAAAGCUAUUAGGUUUAUUCAUAGUACCGGAAUGUGUCAUGGCGAUGUCAGCGGCAGGAACAUUGCAUUCACUUGUAACAACCUGUUGAACUCACCCGAUAAGCUUCUGGCUGUUAUUGGGCCCCCGCAAAUUGACCCGCUAGCUCGUAUUGACGGCACACCUUUAGACAACGGAUUGCCGACUCAGCUGGUCAAGGCAGCAGAAUGGGUCGAGUGGACAGACGAGGACGAGGAAGAUAUUCGGCUUCUGGAUAUGGGAGAGAGCUUUCUCCCAGGCGAGAAGCCUGAAAAGCUAGCUCAGCCGAGUAAUUUGCGGGUACCUGAGAUUAUUUUCACGGACCGCUUUGAUUAUCGUCUCGAUUCAUGGCGUGCAGGUUGCAUGAUUUACGCAUUCUUGUUCACGACCUAUCCAUUUUCGUAUUUUGACGGAGACGAAUAUCUUAUCUUUCAAAUGAUUGGUUUUGUGGAGAGAUUACCAGUCGAAUGGGAAUCCCAAUGGAAAGCAAUGCAAACUAAAAGUAGCCAUGAUCUUGAGUUAAAAGAAGAUUACGAAACCUCAAAGUUUGAACGCAAGUUUGCAGAAGAUGUGCAUGAUCCAGAACUUCAACCUCUAUUACAGGUGGUGCAAGGAUUGAUGCGAUUUCUACCAUCUAGUCGCAUUACUGUAGACGAGGCACUUGAAUUGUGCGAUAAAAUGCAGGAGAUAGAUAAUACAUAA
Molecule: messenger RNA, 1182 nt
Organism: Penicillium robsamsonii
Lineage: Eukaryota; Fungi; Ascomycota; Eurotiomycetes; Eurotiales; Aspergillaceae
Exons: 5
Coding region: 1-1182 (393 amino acids)
Biological process (GO): spliceosomal complex assembly; protein phosphorylation; regulation of mRNA processing
Molecular function (GO): ATP binding; protein kinase activity
Source: RefSeq, a predicted model, not a curated record